CAGCGGCGGACGGUCCUCCGGCACCUCCUGGUCAGCGACAAGUACCGCUUCUUGUACUGCUACGUGCCCAAGGUGGCCUGCUCCAACUGGAAGCGCAUCCUGAAGGUGCUGGACGGGGCGCUGGAGAGCGUCGACGUCAAGCUGAAGAUGGACCACAAGAGCGACCUGGUGUUCCUGGGGGACAUGAAGCCGGACGAGAUCAGCUACCGCCUGAAGAACUACUACAAGUUCAUCUUCGACGCCGACUACGUCCUCCAGCGGGUCCGGUCGCCCUCCUUCGUCCGCUUCCCCGAGCGACAGUCGUGGUACAAGCCCGUGACGGCAGAAACGCUCCAUUACUACCUGUGCAACACCCAACGCCGGCUGAUAAAAGAGCUGUUAAUAAAAUAUAUCCUGGAUUUCUCCCUCUUUGCCUACCCCCUUCCCAACAUAACCAGCGAGUUCUGUAGGCAAUGA
Molecule: messenger RNA, 456 nt
Organism: Tauraco erythrolophus (red-crested turaco)
Lineage: Eukaryota; Metazoa; Chordata; Aves; Musophagiformes; Musophagidae
Source: RefSeq, a predicted model, not a curated record